Messenger RNA from Hydractinia symbiolongicarpus, 1560 nucleotides. RefSeq lists its product as uncharacterized. The record is from RefSeq and is a predicted model, not a curated record. The transcript is spliced from 2 exons. NCBI's taxonomy places the organism in Eukaryota, Metazoa, Cnidaria, Hydrozoa, Anthoathecata, Hydractiniidae. Bases 662 to 1441 code for a protein of 259 amino acids.
UUGUAUACGCAUUGAAUUCUUUCUGACCACAGAGAGUAAACUUGCCAUUUUAAAACCGACAACAUUUUUAAAGAGCAAUACAAAUUCCGAAAAUUCUACUAUUUUAAUAAAAAUUGAGCAUAUUAAGGGUCGACGUAAAAACGCUGCAAGCUGGGCACAUAAUGUUUCAACGGAUAUGUAUACUAAGUAUAUAUUAAGACUAUUGGCAAUCAAUUCAUGACUUCUAGCCCCCGUAUUGAGAAAGAGAACAUCGUCAGGACAAAAACGACAGAGCAGUGAAAAUGAAUUCUCUCUUAAGUGAACUCGAAAGCCAUCUGUUAAAAAAUGCCAGCCGUAAGAAUGCUUUGUUUUCAGAAAGCUUGUAAAGUGAACAAAAGACCUAUACUGGAUAUGACGUUAUGUUAAAUUUUUGUAUAACAGAACUUGCUUUUUUGGUAAUUGGUACUAUAUUUGCCAAAAUUGGUGCUUAAAAAAACAUAGAAUUAUAGAUACAAAUUCGCCAAUGGAACAAAUAUAGAAGAAAAUUUCUGAACAAAAUUGCUACAUUUAGCGGAAAAUGCAGAAUAUUAUUUAUACUGUAUCAGCAAUUAAAAUACUUAUUUACUUAAUUGCAGGUGUCAUAAUAUUGUCCUGAAGAUUUAUUAUCCUUCAGUAAAAUAUAAUGCAUGCUUUGUUCAUGUUUACAGUUCUUGCCAAUGAUUUUAUCCACUAUGAUCCAAUAACACCCGUAUACGACAUUGAUGGUAAACGUAAUGUCCGAAUACUAUGCCGGCCACCAAUGAGUGUCCCUCCAGCAAAAGUGCUCUGGUCAAAUUCAUCUGACAGCUUUUUAGAAGGAAACAGAUUUAUUCGUGAUGAUAACGUUAUGCUGGAUGGUGUCAAAUAUUUCGCACUGACAAUUACGAGAGCAACAGAUUUUAUUGGUGACGAAAUUGGAUGUGCAGCAUAUAAUGAGGCUUUUGGUUUCAAUGAUCAUCACAAAUUAGCACUGACCACGCUAACAUUGUUUGGAAAGCCAACAUGGACAAAACCAAUAGAGUACAAAUGGAAUCCUGGACCAAUUCUUUCUUUGAGUUGGAUAAAGGAACGAGCUGACAUUGUAUCAUUUAUUGCUACUAUCAAACACAAUACAUCUCCUUUUGGUAUUGUUAAAGUGAUUCCAACAUCAAAUACGUCUAUUGAGAUAUCGAGUCUAGAAGAUAAACCAUAUCGCGUUGAAGUUAUUGCUGUUGAUGGUUCCGGAAGGAGAAGUGAUCCUGCUUUGUUGGACGUUAAUGGUAAGCAUAUGUUUUUUGUUUGUUUAUUUAAUGUGUAUUUACUACGACUGUUGUCCCAGCGUAAAUGCAGUUAUUUUCGCACAAUAAAUAUAUACAGACAAGUAAAACAAAAUUCAUCCAAUGAUGAAAUAAUGGAAAAGUUAAGACAUAUUUUAAUUAUUUGAUAAAUAUAAAGCUAAUGAUGUGUUGGUAUGGUUAUUAGCGAUAUACAAAGGCAAGGCAAAGGUCAAAAAGGGGGAAAUGAUGCUACAUAUUAUAUUUACUUUAAAUGCAUUUUUUAUUU